AUGAUGGGUAGUCGAGGCAUAAGGGAGACCAUUCAAGUAGAGUCUCUUGUGACUCUUGGCGACAAGUACCGCGUUCUGGCUCCUAGUUGCUCGCUUCGCGAGCAUCUUACCGACAGCUACUGGUGCUCCGCGAUGGAGGAGGUCUGCGAAGGCAAACUUAUAGGUGUAGCCGUGCGUUACACUGGGCAAAAUCUUGUCCUGAUGCAGUUCAUCCCGAAACAGGUUUCGCCUGCUGGCUAUCGUUACCCCGUAUCUAUGUCUAUUCCUGUGGAGUACCUGGUGCCUGUGGCGAACCGUCUUAGCACAGAAAGUCCGUCGAUGGCAGGUAGCUUUCAUUCUUCCCCUGAACUAUCGGAAGGCACGGCGCACACAGAUGGCGUCACCCGAUUGUGUGUUGUUUGUGGGAGGUACAAUGUUCCGGGUAUGGUGCUACGUCGCCACGGCUAUAAGUGCAGGGAAUGCGUGGGGAAAAAAUCGAUCACAAACUUGCGCACUGAAGUUUCCCGUGCCAAGGAAGAAGUCAAUUUCUAA
This is a messenger RNA of Trypanosoma rangeli, 531 nucleotides long. RefSeq lists its product as uncharacterized. The coding region runs from base 1 to 531 and encodes 176 amino acids. The transcript has a single exon. NCBI's taxonomy places the organism in Eukaryota, Euglenozoa, Kinetoplastea, Trypanosomatida, Trypanosomatidae. The record is from RefSeq and is a predicted model, not a curated record.